AGGUACAUUAAAAUAUAAAGUACAAAAUUAUUUUCAAAUUAAAUAUGAAAAAUUGCUUUUCUCAUUUUUUUCUGAUGAGACACGGUUUGAGAUUUUUGGUUCUAUGUAAAAAUGUGUGGGAUGCACGAUUACGAGCACUACAUGUGUUCGACAUGGGCGCGCUCAAACUAGCCGGCGACGAGCAAGUGCCCGCGUAGCAGGCAGAUUUUAAUCUAUGAUCUUCUAACUUUAUGAUUAUCUCACACCUUGUUUUUCUUUUUUUUUCUAUUUUCUAACCUCAUGAAUCUGCAACGUGCAAAUCGAUUUUGCAUGUAUACCGCAAUAAUUUCAAAUAUUAUGUUUGAGGUUAAAUUGUGUAGGUAAUAAUAAUAUAAUUAUCACGUUAAAGCUAUUAAUUUAGUUAAAUUAUCACAACGAAUUGCAAAAAUCUGGUAUUUAUACUGCAGUAAUUAGUAAUUAGUACUUUGUCCACAAGUUGCUAAACACCAAAGAAAUCUUUAUUUCUUCGGAAUAGCAUAAUUCUUAAAGAUGACUUUUUUUUCAUUUAAACUAAGAUGUUAUGUUUCAUCUAAACUAAAAAUUGUACUUUGUAUGGCGCCUGCAUUUAGGAAAAUUUUAUCUUAAGAAUGGGAUUUUUCUUUAUCUUUAAAUAGUUAUUUCGCUUCAACAGAAUGUUGUUUUCAUUUCCCAAAAAUUUACUAUUUUUGUUGGUUAUCUAGUUCUGGACUGCAACUAUUCAACUGUGACGAGGUAUCAAGAUGAUUCUGCCCUUGCUUCUGCCCUCGCUUCUACCAUACAUACCGAGGUCGUGUGCUGCAAACUACUGCACAUGUAUGACAACAAUCUUUGCGACUCUGACGUGGGUUUUCUGGCCUGAAGAUGUAGAAUUUAGCAAGCAUCCAAAAAUUAGACGAAACGUUUUCGAUAUCAUCGUUGUAGGAGGUGGCUCUGCUGGAUGUGUUUUAGGAAAUAGACUUUCAGAAAUCGAGGAGUGGAAUGUAUUGCUUCUGGAAGCGGGAGGGGAAGAACCACUCACUCCUGAUAUUCCUGGUUUUUGUUUUCAACUUGAACAUACAGCCAUCGACUGGAAUUAUACAACCCAGCCAGAAGAAGAAUCGUGCUUGAUGAACAACGGAUGCAGCCUGCCUGCUGGAAAAGUACUGGGUGGUUCAAGUACAAUGAAUCGCAUGAUGUACAUCAGAGGUAAUAAAUAUGAUUACAAUCGUUUGAAAGAAAUGGGAAUUCCUGGAUGGAGUUAUGAGGAAGUUUUACCUUAUUUCAAAAAGUCAGAAGAUAACAAAGACCCAAAGAUCGUUGAACAGAGCCCGCACUAUCACGCAACUGGAGGAAAUCUGUCAGUAUCGACAGCUCCUUUUCUCUAUCCAUCAGGAAAAAUAAUAGAAAAAGCUUUCAACGAAAUCGGAUAUCCAACCAUAGAUAUUAAUGGCGAAAGUCAAAUAGGAAUAACUCUUUCGCAAACAACUAUAGACAAUGGAGUACGUGAAAGUGCCAAUGCAGCAUUUAUUCGUCCAAUCAGAGGAACAAGACCCAAUUUGGUAGUUAGGAAUAAUAUCUACGUAACUAGAAUUUUAAUAAAUCCGGUGUCGAAAAGAGCCUUUGGUGUUGAAUGUAAAUCAUCACCCACUGGACCUUCGCACUAUUUUUAUGCAAAGAAAGAAGUAAUUGUAUCUGCAGGUACUAUAGGCUCACCAAGGCUACUGAUGAAUUCGGGCGUGGGACUAGCUGAAGAACUUGAAAAACAUGGAAUUCAAGUAAUUAAGAAUUUAUCGGUAGGAAAAAAUCUUCAGGAUCAUAUCCAUUUUAAUAAAAUAGCCGGAAUAAGAAAAAAUUCGACUCCAGAUGAUAAUAUUGACAAAUGUAAAGAAAAUGUUGAGAAUUUUAUUUAUUAUGCAGAAACGCAACAAGGGUUUUAUUCUGCACCGACACCAGUGCUUCUUACUGGUUUUUUUCGCACAGAAUAUGAAGAACAUACAGAUGUACCGGAUAUACAAUUUAUUUUAAGUCUAAGUGAUAAAAGUGCAAGUCAAUUCUCUUUAUUUCUAGCAUUAAUCACUCCCAUGAGUAGAGGAUUCAUUCAACUUAAUGCUACAAAUCCAGUCUGGGGUCCACCUCUGAUAUAUACUAGAUAUUUAACUGCCGAUUUGGACCUCAAACGUUUCAUUCAGGGUAUCCGAAUUGCACUUAGUAUAUUCGAUACAAAAAUUAUGAAAGAGAAUAAUUUCGUAGUUGAUGAUACCCCAAUACCUCCUUGCGGUAAUUUUACAUUCAAUACAGACGAAUAUUGGACCUGUGUGCUGAGACAUUUCGCUAGUUCAUUUUAUCAUCCUGUAGGAACAUGUAAAAUGGGUCCUAGAAAAGAUUCGGAAGCUGUUGUCGAUCCAAGGUUACGAGUUUAUGGAAUUAGAAAUUUAAGAGUUAUCGAUGCGUCUGUCAUGACAUUCGUUCCGAAAGGAAAUACUAAUGCACCAGUUAUUAUGUAUGCUGAAAAAGCUAGUGAUAUGAUUAAAGAAGAUUGGUUAGGAAAAAUGAAUUAUAAGAAAAAAUAAGGAUUCAAAAUAUUCAAAUAUUCAAAAUAAGCGCACUUUUUGGAUUUUGCUCCAAACUGGCUAGCCAACAAACUUGACCUUUACUUUAGGGCACUAAAAGAGUGUACCAAAGACCAAUCUAAUAUAUUAAUUUUUUCAAAAGUUAGUCAUUGUGCUCACAGCCAUAUAUGCAUAGACACAUGCAUAUACGCAUGCAUACUUGCAUUCACACAUACAUAAAUACAUACUUACUUCCAAACAGACAUACAGACAGCAAAUUCGUAAAAAACCCUUUUUUCGGAUUGAGGGGGCCUUAAAACCUGGAGACUUGAUAAAAAGGGGCCGGUGAAGAGGUGGUCAAAUUCUACACAUAUCUAUUACCUUCUCUAAUGAGAAUUUAAUUAAUAAAUAACACUAAAUUCUAAAUAAUUUAAUAAUUAUUAUCAUUUUCAUAGCUGCGUGAUAUGUUUUAGCAUUGAUUUCCCUAGUGUAAAAAUCUUCUGUCUGUGUGAUGUCAGAUCUAGCCCAAAUCUGGCAACGUCUAGACCAUCUAGUCAGCAAUCCAUAACAUGAAAAUUUCUAAUUGUCAAUCAGGCAAUGUGUUUUUAACAUUUUUGAAAAAUGACCAGGAUGUCUAAAGUUAAAGGAAAAUAAGAUAUUAUCACAUUUCAAAAUCAUUAUUUUUUCUUAUUUUUUUGGAAGUCUAGUCUGGCCCAGAUCUGGGACUGGUCCUCAAUUUAUACCAUACAAGCUUCUAAGUACCAAUUAGCAAAAAUUUUUUCAGUAUUCCCGAGAAACUUUCAAGGUUUCUAAAAUAACACAAAAUAGGAAAUUAACACUUUUCAAAAUCAAUUUUGUGUUUGUUAUUUUAUUGAAUCUAGUCUGGCCCAGAUCUGGGACUGGUCCUGAUCUGGCCAACGAGAUUGUGACCGCAGCCAGGGUCAGGUGGGCCCUAAAGUCCUUCAGCCCUUACAAGUCUCCCGACCCGGAUGUUAUAUAUCCAGUCCUCUUUUAGAGGGCUGGUGAUAUCAUCAUUGGGCCGUUUGUGAGACUGUCUAGGGCUAGUUUGACGUUGGGUUAUGUUCCGACCGCAUGGAGGGGUGCAAGAGUAGUCUUUAUUCCAAAGGCAGACAGGAUCGGUUAUACUUCACCCAAAGAAUUCCGAUCCAUUAGCCUCACAUCUUUCCUACUCAAAACAGUGGAAAGACUCGCGAUUUGACCUGGAGCACCUGGAUCGUCGACAAAUAAUUUUUUGUAAUUUCAGCUAUUGAAACAA
Molecule: messenger RNA, 3822 nt
Organism: Belonocnema kinseyi
Lineage: Eukaryota; Metazoa; Arthropoda; Insecta; Hymenoptera; Cynipidae
Product: glucose dehydrogenase [FAD, quinone]-like
Exons: 5
Coding region: 759-2567 (602 amino acids)
Molecular function (GO): flavin adenine dinucleotide binding; oxidoreductase activity, acting on CH-OH group of donors
Source: RefSeq, a predicted model, not a curated record